CGCGGUAGAAUAAUGGGGAAGUAAGAAGUGGCGAAACGCGUUCAGCGUACAAUUUCAUGAACUGUAUAAUCAUGGAAGACAUUAAUGAUAAGUUUUUCUAUGUGUACAGUUCAUCUUUAGACACGAGGAUACAAAUUAAAAUAGGUACUUUAGAAGGUAAAAGACAACGACCAGAAUAUGACAAAUUACUUAUAGACCCUAUGUUAAAAUAUUCCGGUUUAUACGGAGUUAACGGUGGACGAGGAGACUUAGCAGCUUCUCUGCAGGUGUGGGCUGGCGGUAGACCUCUAGCUUUGCCUGUUCACACUGCUUAUAAACAUUUCACUUCGCGUUGGAAUUGGAACCAAUGGGUGACUCUUCCUAUUUCUUAUUCUGAUCUACCACGAGAUGCUCAGUUAUGUAUAAGCCUGUAUGAUUGUGUUGGCCCUGGUAGACAACUAUCAGUGGGCGGUACCACAAUAUCUUUAUUCGGGAAGCAUGGAGUAUUUCGUCAGGGAAUGUUAGACCUUAGAGUGUGGCCUGGUGUGGAGGCAGAUGGUAGUGUAUCCACCAGUACUCCAGGAAAGACCAGGGAUCAUGGAAAAGAACAGAUGCAACGAUUGGCAAAGCUUGUGAAGAAACACAGAAAUGGACAAAUGAACAAAGUUGAUUGGCUGGACAGAUUAACAUUCAGGGAAAUAGAGUUGAUUAAUGAAAGAGAGAAACGAGCAUCUGAGUAUUUGUAUUUAAUGAUUGAGUUUCCAGAAGUCACUAUGGAUGGUAUACCAUACUCCGUAGUAUAUUAUGAAAAGGAUGGAGAUGAAGUUGUACAACACAGAUCUCAACCAGAUGUAGUAACUCUUCCUGAUUAUGAGAUUUUACAAGAAAAUCUCGUGGAAGCAAAACAUCAUAAACUGGCUCGAAGUUUACGCAGUGGUGGUCAUACCAGGGAAUUAAAACCAACUUCGAGUGUACGCGAUGCUUUGAACAUAAUAUUAAGUUAUCCUCCGACAACGGCGCUGUCUACCGAGGAACAGGAUCUGAUUUGGAAGUACAGGUUUUAUUUGUCCAGUCAGAAAAAAGCUUUAACGAAAUUUGUGAAAUGUGUGAAUUGGAAAGUUGCGGGAGAAGAACGACAAGCUUUAGAAAUGUUGGCGUUGUGGGCUCCACCCGAUCCCGAGGAUGCAUUGGAACUGCUUGGUCCAGCGUUCACGCAUCCGGCCGUCAGGAGAUACGCUAUAGCUCGGCUUAAUCAAGCACCCGACGAUGACUUAAUGUUAUACUUAUUACAGUUGGUACAAGCUCUAAAAUACGAAGAUUUCGAAAGUAUUAAAAGAGCACAUCAAACGUUAAUGAAGGAAAAAGAGUCUGAGAAAGUUGAAAAAUUAGAUAGAGAAGUACAGAUUAACGAUUCCUCUUCUACGCCUAUAACAAAUUCCAGUGAAUCAGAGAGCGGACGAUUCUCAACGAAUCAAGACUCCCUGAUGGAUUUAGCAUCUUUCUUGAUCACUCGCGCGUGUCAGAAUACUACCUUGGCGAAUUACUUCUAUUGGUACCUUUCUAUCGAAUGCGAAGAUCAAAAUGACCCGGCCAUAAGUGCGAAACAAGACACACGCGUUAAAGAAAUGUAUAUUACAGUAAUGUCGAUGUUUUCAACAAUGUUAGCCCAAGGAAAUGCCGUUUGGCAAAAAAGGAGGGCGUUCCUUUUACGUCAAAAAAUAUUUAUUGACCAAUUAGUGGCGCUCGUGAAAGCAGUCGCAAGAGAAAGUGGGAACCGUAAAAAGAAGACCGACAGGCUCAGAGCAUUACUGGCUGAUCCGGAUCCGGCAUUCAAAAUCAAUUUUUCCAAUUUCGAACCGAUACCUUUCCCCUUAGAUCCAGAAAUUUGUAUUAAAGGCAUCAUCCCAGAAAAAGCAAGUCUUUUUAAGUCAGCCCUUAUGCCAUCAAAAUUAACUUUUCUGACAACGGACAAUAGCGAAUACAUUGCAAUUUUUAAACAUGGCGACGAUCUAAGGCAAGAUCAAUUAAUCUUACAAACGAUAGCGCUUAUGGAUAAGUUAUUGAGGAGAGAAAACUUAGAUUUAAAGCUCACUCCGUAUAGGGUACUUGCAACAAGUACUAGGCAUGGAUUUUUACAAUUCAUCGAGUCUACAACGGUUGCUGAAGUUCUAGCUAGUGAAGGUUCCAUAUUAAGCUUUUUUCGCAAACAUCAUCCUUCUGAAAAUGGUCCUUACGGCGUAGUACCUGAAGUUAUGGAUACUUAUGUACGAAGUUGUGCUGGUUAUUGUAUUAUCACGUACGUACUUGGCGUUGGUGAUCGACAUUUAGACAAUUUGCUCCUGACAACGUCAGGAAAACUCUUCCACAUAGAUUUUGGGUAUAUUUUGGGCAGAGAUCCAAAACCUUUACCACCGCCAAUGAAAUUAAGUAAGGAAAUGGUCGAAGCUAUGGGAGGUGUAGGAUCAGAACAUUAUCACGAGUUUCGAAAACAGUGUUACACUGCAUUUCUGCACUUACGCAGACAUGCGAAUUUAAUAUUAAACCUAUUUUCAUUAAUGGUCGACGCCAGCGUACCAGACAUAGCGUUGGAGCCAGAUAAAGCUGUGAAAAAAGUUCAAGAUAAAUUACGACUGGAUUUAAGCGACGAAGAAGCAGUCCAUUAUGUGCACAAUCUGUUGGACUUAUCGGUAACAGCUGUAAUGGCAGCGUUAGUAGAACAAUUACACAAGUUUGCACAAUACUGGCGGAAAUAA
This is a messenger RNA of Dufourea novaeangliae, 2732 nucleotides long. RefSeq names its product phosphatidylinositol 3-kinase catalytic subunit type 3 (gene Pi3K59F). Bases 57 to 2732 code for a protein of 891 amino acids. Gene Ontology annotation, cellular component: membrane; phagophore assembly site; phosphatidylinositol 3-kinase complex, class III, type I. Gene Ontology annotation, molecular function: 1-phosphatidylinositol-3-kinase activity. Lineage: Eukaryota; Metazoa; Arthropoda; Insecta; Hymenoptera; Halictidae. The transcript has 10 exons. Gene Ontology annotation, biological process: phosphatidylinositol-mediated signaling; autophagy of peroxisome; endocytosis. The record is from RefSeq and is a predicted model, not a curated record.